This is a messenger RNA of Chinchilla lanigera (long-tailed chinchilla), 2431 nucleotides long. It is a transcript of the gene Hoxd4, whose product is annotated as homeobox D4. Gene Ontology annotation, cellular component: nucleus. NCBI's taxonomy places the organism in Eukaryota, Metazoa, Chordata, Mammalia, Rodentia, Chinchillidae. Gene Ontology annotation, biological process: embryonic skeletal system morphogenesis; anterior/posterior pattern specification; regulation of transcription by RNA polymerase II. Gene Ontology annotation, molecular function: DNA-binding transcription factor activity, RNA polymerase II-specific; RNA polymerase II cis-regulatory region sequence-specific DNA binding. The record is from RefSeq and is a predicted model, not a curated record.
UUUCCCAGAGCCUCACCCCCUCUUUUUCUAACCUUUGUCUCUGCAGAGGUGGGCUCCGGCAGCCGGCUGCGGGCUUGCGGGGGCGCCGGCCUCGGCUCCCGCCCGCCGCCCCACCGCCCGCGGACAGGCUCGGUGCGGGCAGCCGCGGUCCGGCGCGGCUCCUUCUGCACCAUGAGCGGGUGCCCGCCGCCGGGAGGGCGCGCAGCCCGGCAGCGCCUAGUGGAUUACAGCAGCCGCCCGGGCCGACCGCCGCCUCCAGCUCGGCAGCCUCCGGUUAAGAGCAUACAAGUGCAGAUGCUUGGAUCCUGGAGCAGCGAUAGGAAAGUGAGAGGCUCCAGCCAGCACCCGGCUCAGAAGGAGACAGUUCUACUCCCAGCUCCCCUGCCCACUAGGAAAGCAAACCAGUUCGGACGGAGACAGAGCGCCGCUCGUGCCGGCCUCAGACCAGGGCGGCUUGGUGCCUGGGAGCAGCGCCUGCCUCAGGGUCUGCAGUAGAAGCUGCGGGGACACGGAGAGGCCAGCCGGGCUGAGGGCCCAGGAAGGAAGAUCGACUGUCCCUGGUGACAUCCCGCAGCUUUUUCCUUCAGAAGCUCCUCACCUUUAAAUAGAGGCUUCAGUGGGUGCUGCUCCUGCAAAAAGAAACCCUAACUGGUUGCGUGAAUUCUGGGCCAAAAGGGUUAGGUUUGGGGGUGCUGGGGAGUGAAGCAAAUGACCCCUCAGUUCCAGCUACAGCUCUGCCCUCCCCAGGGUAUGAGAUAUAAAUAUACCCAAAUGGGGACUAACUGGGUUUUGGGAACCUUGUGGGAGGGCAAAAGCAAGUUGAAAAAAAGGGCCAGUAGGUACCUUUGGAGGACAUUUAGGUAAGAUGAGGGUCCCCUCACCACCUUCUGGGCCUAACCCUCAGCUGCAAGAACUUGGGCAUCUGUGGUUGCUGCCACAUCAGCAAGGCCCAGCUUUGGCUAGCAACCCCCUGACCUGGGUACCUGGAGAAAAGCCUGGUGGUUACUCAUUGCCUAACUUAAUUCAGGCCGGCCAGAUUCUGGUAACUUUCGGGUGACCCUGAUGAGGACAAAGCCGGACUCAGUCUUUGUAUGGCAGAGUCCCCGCUCCGUCGCUGGGCAGACAAAGUGCCCAACUCAGAGGCCACCUCAUCUACCCACCUUUUGUGGCCUUGUACCCAAUAAAAGAAUUCAUUCUCCCUUGCACCGUGCCCACCUUGAAGGGGUGCUUUCAUCGAGGUGAGUGGAGAGGGCAGGAGAGGUUAACAAAAGUCAGAGGAGACAAAAGCUGAGACUACCUGCUGAAAAUAGGGGUGACGGAGAUUGGAACUACAUUAACACCUGGCAGGGGCCCGCAAAUGUGGUAUGGCAAGUCAUUUGAUUACACGUACGUUAUUUAGUUAAAUUUGUGAAAAUUAUGAGAUGCUCACCAAACCGGUGAUAAACUCGCUCCCUCCCCAUUGGCUGGCCUGGUCACAUGGCCGCCCAACUUUAUUCAGUUGACAGCAAGUAGGAGGGCCCUAUGGAAGGAGAAAAAAAGACAACACGAGAAAAAUUAGUAUUUUCUACCUUCUGAAAUUAAUGGCCAUGAGUUCGUAUAUGGUGAACUCUAAGUAUGUGGACCCCAAGUUUCCUCCGUGCGAGGAAUAUUUGCAGGGCGGCUACCUAGGCGAGCAGGGCGCCGACUACUACGGCGGCGGCGCACAGGGCGCCGACUUCCAGCCCCCGGGGCUCUACCCGCGGCCCGACUUCGGGGAGCAGCCUUUCGGAGGCGGCGGGCCCGGGCCCGGCGCAGCACUGCCCGCACGGGGCCCCGGACAGGAGGCGAGCGGCCCCGGCGGGCACUACGGCACCCCGGGAGAGCCGUGUCCGGCGCCCCCGCCUGCGCCCCUGCCAGGCGCCCGGGCCUGCAGCCAGCCUGGCGGCCCCAAGCAGCCGCCCCCCGGAACAGCGCUCAAACAGCCGGCCGUGGUCUACCCCUGGAUGAAGAAGGUGCACGUGAACUCGGUGAACCCCAACUACACCGGCGGGGAGCCCAAGCGUUCCCGGACAGCCUACACUCGGCAGCAAGUCCUAGAACUGGAAAAGGAAUUUCAUUUUAACAGGUAUCUGACGCGGCGCCGUCGGAUAGAAAUCGCUCACACUCUAUGUCUGUCUGAGCGCCAGAUCAAGAUCUGGUUCCAGAACCGGAGGAUGAAGUGGAAAAAAGACCACAAGCUGCCCAAUACUAAAGGCAGGUCAUCAUCGUCAUCUUCCUCCUCCUCCUGCUCCUCUUCAGCCGCCCCUGGCCAGCAUUUGCAGCCGAUGACCAAGGACCACCACAUGGACCUGACGACCUUAUAGAAGUGGGGACCCUGGGCCCAUCCCUCCCUGCGCUCCAGGCUGAGCCGAAGCUGCGGGGGCAGGCCGGGCCUGCUGUGACCUCGCUGGGC